Molecule: messenger RNA, 1856 nt
Organism: Hyposmocoma kahamanoa
Lineage: Eukaryota; Metazoa; Arthropoda; Insecta; Lepidoptera; Cosmopterigidae
Gene: Sas-6
Product: spindle assembly abnormal protein 6 homolog
Exons: 12
Coding region: 54-1856 (600 amino acids)
Biological process (GO): centriole replication
Cellular component (GO): centrosome; centriole
Source: RefSeq, a predicted model, not a curated record
UUUUGUUUGCUCAAAUAUAAAACGUUUAUUAUUUUCGAUAUCUAUGAAAAAAUAUGUCUUGCAAAACAUUUCACAAAGGCAAAUAUUACGUCGCUUUUAAAAGAGGUUUUGAGGACUGCAAGAAAGACAUUACUGUAACGAUUGACAAAGUUUUUGAGACUGAUAGUUUGAAAAUAUUGUUGUCUGACGAUGAUGAUCCAACGUUCUUGUGUGUGCUCACACUUACGCGUUUUGACUACGAAGAUUUGAAAAAACAACAAGGGCUUCUGAUCGACUUCGAUAAUUUUCCCGCCCAACUUGUGAGACUGCUGCAACAAUGUGCUUCAAACAAUAUGUUUUUAAUAAUGCAACAAUCAAAUCCACUGCAAUAUUACUUAGAAAUAGUAGAACAUAAUGAAUUUAAGAGGCUUGUGCAUUUAUCAUUGAAAACGGGACCUGCCACAGAUGAUGAUAUCAAACAACACAUGGCUGAAACUAUUCUUAAUUUAAAGAAAUCCUUAGCAUCCCUAAAAACGACAACAUCGAGUACUGAAGCAUUAUUGAAUGACAAAUGCAUAAACUUGGAACGUAAGGUAUGUGACCUGACGCUUGCCAUUAGUAAAAUGGAGGAAGACAAACUGAGAAAGGAAGCCGAGAUGCAGGAGGCUCUGAGGAUGGAGAGAGAGAGGUUGACCCAGGAAAGAUUACAAUGGCAAAAGAACUUUGAAAUGAACACCAAGGCACAGUUGGCAACCUCUCAAGACACAAUAAGCAGAAAAGACAAAUAUAUUGAAGAGUUGAACACUAUGUGUAAACAGCUGAGAGAUAGUAUAGGGCAGUUAGAGAACCAGAUAAGUGAAAAAUCACAACGUCUCAUUUUACUAGAAGCUGAAGUUCAGAAGUCACAUAUAGAAGUAGCAACUUUGAAAGCAAAGUAUGCAACUUUAGAUAGAGAAAUCAUGGAGAAAGAUAAACUCUACAGCCAAGCUAACAAGAAAUGCGCGCAGUUGGAGAUGAAUGUCAAAGAAAGUUCUGAGACUAUAAAGGAUUUAAACAAUUCUCUACAAUUAGCUAAAAAAGAAAAAGCUAGUUUGGAAGAGCGCUUGGCAUUCAGUGAAUCUCUCGUGGCGAAGAGCAACGACGCAGCUCAUUCCACAUCUGAACAGCUACUGAAGGCGAACCAGAUCAUAUCAAAGCAGAACACUGAACUCAUUGAAGUUAAAGAAAAGCUUUUAUGUAGAACUGCAAUUGCUCUGGAACAAGAGAAAGUGAUAGAGCGAAACACAAAAGAAAUAGAGGAUCUCAAAUCUGAAGUGGCUGCCACUAAACAAAACAUGGAUAAAUUAACGACUGAGCUGGAAAAUUUGAAAGAAAAAUACGAAAUCAAUGACAAAGCGCUUAAAGAUCGUGAUGAAACUAUAAAAAAUAAUAAUAUGGUAAUCCAAUGGCUACACAAGAAAUUGGAAACCAAUUCGGCACCGACAGACGCUUUACGCAGUAAAAGUUCAACCGAUAACCCUACCACAAGCAGUUCUACACCUUAUUUUCUACCUUGUAGGAGUAAUAUGGUUAAUUCAUCUGAUGAUUCUAUCAACUUUUACGCCACCUCUAAGUUGUCAAAUAUAGAGGAUAGUCCUCAACCACAAUCUCAAGAAAAAAAGACGAAAAUGGGACUUGACCCUAAAUACCUACAACCAGCAAUUGAUGACAACAAAAUUAAAAGUAAAGAUGCUACCAAAAGUAAGACUUCAGAAACCCAAAGCCAAAACGGAAAAGAAAAUAAAAAUAUUGACCUGCCUAAAGUCGAUUACAGAGAGAAGAAAUCUGCCCGAGGUUCAACAUACCGAGCGACACCAGUGUCUGCAUAUUUUCCAUAA